Messenger RNA from Exophiala mesophila, 465 nucleotides. RefSeq lists its product as uncharacterized. NCBI's taxonomy places the organism in Eukaryota, Fungi, Ascomycota, Eurotiomycetes, Chaetothyriales, Herpotrichiellaceae. Bases 65 to 304 code for a protein of 79 amino acids. The record is from RefSeq and is a predicted model, not a curated record. The transcript is spliced from 4 exons. Gene Ontology annotation, biological process: mitochondrial electron transport, cytochrome c to oxygen.
GUUGACGAUUCAGCAUUCAUCUUGACUUUCCUUCAUACAACGACGGCGAGCAACUCUUGAAAAGAUGAACGCCCAAACACUCCUCCGCGCCAGAAUGGCAACCCAACAACUCAGCCGUCGCGGUUUCUCUACCACCCGUCCUCGCCUCGAUCUCUUCAGUCCCUACCAUUACCCCGAGGGUCCAAGAUCCAACUUGCCCUUCAAUCCUAAGACAAGAUUCUUCUACGUCAGAUACUGGCUAUUCAUGGCCACUGGAUUUGGCGUUCCAUUUGGCAUGGCUGUUUGGCACACAUACAAGGCAUAGAGGUCAAAAGCAGGACAAUGUGGGGAUGACAGCAGAAUGCGUCAAGGUUGAAGAUGCCAGGGAUUGGCAAACCUGGCACUGGAUUUGUACAAAGCUCACAUCAAUACCAAAUUCAUUACAAGAAGGACAUCCUCUACCUUUCCGAGACCUCACUAACAUCC